AUGUUCAUGCUCCUGUGCUGCUUAAGACCUUUCACAGAACUUUUCCCGACAAACCUCGUCUUGGCCCCAGGAGGGGUCCUUGAGGGGGAGCAUUGUCACGGCUUGAUGAGCCGCUCCGCUAUGGCUUACUGGAUUCUUUUCCGUAGCCUCUCAUUGCUUAGCAAUGUGACGCGCAUUCAUGGCCACCCCUCGCUGAUGACGUCAGCCAGCCUAUAUCCGCCCAGCAUUUUUGAGAUUCGGGGCCUAUUUGUUGGACUAGUUCCGUUGCUGGCUACUUUAUCUGCUGUAUUUUUCUUAGAUUUAGAUACUAUAAUCUUCUACGAAGACAAGAACUUUCAGGGCCGCUCCUAUGAGUGCAACUCAGAUUCUUCAGACCUGACAUCAUAUUUUAGCCGCUGCAACUCUAUCCGGGUAGAAAAUGGCAACUGGAUUCUUUAUGAACAGACAAAUUACAGGGGGCACCAGUACUAUCUAAGGAGAGGGGAAUAUCCUGAUUUCCAGCAGUGGAUGGGUUACAAUGACUCCAUCAGAUCGUGCCGUCUGACUCCACAGCACCGUGGUCCCUUCAGAAUGAGAAUCUAUGAGAGAGAAGACUUCAAAGGUCAGAUGAUGGAGUUCACUGAAGAUUGUCCUCAUGUCUAUGAGCAAUUUCGUUACCAUGACAUCCACUCCUGCAAUGUGUUUGAUGGUCACUGGAUGUUCUAUGAAGAACCCAACUACAGGGGGCGCCAGUACUACCUGAUACCUGGAGAGUACAGAAGAUACACUGACUGGAGAGCCAUGAAUCCCAGGAUUGGUUCCUUCCGACGAGUCAUAUAUCAUUAA
Bombina bombina (fire-bellied toad) is the source of this 825-nucleotide messenger RNA. RefSeq names its product gamma-crystallin-3-like. The transcript is spliced from 4 exons. Gene Ontology annotation, biological process: visual perception; lens development in camera-type eye. The record is from RefSeq and is a predicted model, not a curated record. The coding region runs from base 1 to 825 and encodes 274 amino acids. NCBI's taxonomy places the organism in Eukaryota, Metazoa, Chordata, Amphibia, Anura, Bombinatoridae. Gene Ontology annotation, molecular function: structural constituent of eye lens.